UUCCCUUUUCGCACCCUAUCCCGCGUUUUCCCAUUGCGGCAUGUGUUGUUUGUUGAUGUAUUUGUAGUUUCCGCAAUACAUUUUCUAGUGCUACACGAUUGUGCGGAAAAUAAAAGUGCGCGUUAGAAAUUAAUUGCGAAGCGCGUAAUCUGUCUAAGUUGCGUUCCGGUGUUGUUGAGAGGGCAAACACGAAAAAAAAGCGUAGUCCCGUGCCGGUCCCUUCGCGCGAUGAGAAAAUGGCUCCCUGCUCGACCACCGAUCAUCAGCACCAAGCAACCGGCCAGCAAUCAGAGCAGGCGAUGGAGGGUGCCGUCAUCUUGGACGGCAGCGCCGAGCCGCCAUUGAGCGCGCUGCUGCCGGUUCAAUGUGCCGGCAACCGCAGCCAUCGCUACAAGUGCGACCACUGCGAGCAAACGUUCAAGCGACGCGACGAGCACGAUCGGCACCGCUUCACGCACACCGGAGUGCACGCCUACCCCUGCCUGGAGCCGGACUGCGGCAAAGCCUACUCGAACCGGUCCCAUCUGCUGCGGCACGUGCGGGCCUGCCAUCUGGAGAGUGCCGGUACCGCCCGGCCCGAGGUCGACUGCAGCCAUCCGAACUGUGCGAUGAAGUUCACCAGCCGGCAGGCGAUGAAGCGCCACUACCAGACGAAGCACGUGCUGGGCAAACCAUACGCGUGCGACGCGUGCGGCGAGCGGUUCUGGCGCAAGCUGCAGCUGAAGCUGCACAAGGUGCGCCACACCGGCGAGUAUCCGCACCGGUGCGAGCACUGCGGCAAGGGGUUCGUGAACGCGCGCACGAUGCGGAGCCACCGGUGCCGGCAGAACGCGCACCGCUGCCCGGACUGUGCGAGCGGGUUCCUGCGCUGGUCCGAGCUGGUGGUGCACCGGCGGCUCGAGCAUCCGACCCAGUACCGGUGCGACCAGUGCGACAAGCAGUUCAGCACGAAGCGCAACCUGAACCUGCACGGCCGGGUCCAUCGGAAGCAGCAGGAAGGCAAGGACGGCGAGGACGGUGAGCAGCAGCAGCAACAGCAGGUGGAGGUGCUGGUGUACGAGUGUCCGUACCCGGGCUGUCCCCGGUUUUACGAGCACGAGCGCAACCUGCACGCGCACGUCCGCUCGAAGCACGAGAGCCGCAAGCGGGAGGAGCUCGCCUGCCCGGUCGCCGACUGUGGCAAGGUGCUGGCGACCAAGCAGAAGCUGGAGCAGCACCGCCGGCUGCAUCUGCGAGCGUCCAAAGCCCGGGCGAGGGCGUCCGCCCGCAAGGAACGGCGCCAGGCGGGCAGUAGCCGGACAGCAGCGGAGACGCCGGCGACGGUCGUGAGCGAGGCGGCCGAGCCGGCAGUGCCGGCCGGCGAGCCGUUCCGCCCGGCCGACGUGACCACCGACUCGGAGGUGGAGGGUGCCGGCCACAUGCUCGAGGAUUUGCUCGACAAGCACGUGCAGCACCUGUGCAGCCAGCUCGACACGCUGCGGUCGAAUUUGGCCCCAAUGUAAGCCCGUGUACAGUGUACAGUGGUUAGGUUUAGGUAGCGUUUUAGGUUGGAAAAAGUUUUGAAACAAACGGGCUCGUGUUUUUUUUAUUUGUUUUGCAGCACAGGAAUAUCUUUUAUAGUCAUGUAAGGUAGAAUUUUCUUUUUUAUUUUAUUUGCAGGGGGAAUUUUUUUUUAUUUCUGUACAGUUCGCAUCUGUACACACCCACACACAUCACAUGCUUUAAGUUAUUAUUACAGUGUUAAGGUGCGUGUGUGUUUAGUAUUAUUAAUAUUUUGUGUAUUUAAAAUGAAUUGCAAGCUUUGUAUAGAACCGACAGAGCGAGAGAGGGAAUUAAUUAUUAAUAAGUGAGCUAUCAUUAUUGUGCAUUUAAAUAGCAAUAUAGCGUGUUUAUUGAAAUAUUUACCCAGAGGUCUGUCCUGUGUGAUCUAUUUAUUUUUAUUAAUGUUCGUUUGUUCGUUGAGCCAUCGUUUUGGGCCUGCAUUACAGGGUUUUCUAUGAGUUCUCAUAGUUGUGCGGCACUUCCUAGACCCUUUCUUAUGGGAAGUGAACUUCAUAUGAAGGGAAUUGGACUCUAUGGCAACCGUUUUGGACAAACUCCUUGGAAUUUCCGUUUGGAUUUGUCCAACAAGGGUGCUAUAGAGUUCAAUUACCAUUACGUUAAGUUCAUUUCCAGUAAGAAGGAGGCAACAACGUGUCCCACAGGAAUGAGAACUCCUGAAAAACCCUGUAUUGCAUCAGAUUGCACAAAUACUUCUAACAUCUGGCAAAAUCGUAAACAUCGGUAAAAGACAAGGUUUUCAAGAUGAAUAUUAUUUUCAUUCAGUCUUGUUUGAAAGAGCACUCUGGAGUGAAUGACUACCAGGCUUAUUCUGUUCUUUUACUGGAUUCGAGUCGAGUAGAAAAAAAUUGACACGAUUGUUCUUUGAAAUUUGCUUAUUAUUUUAGAAGUCUACUUGGAAAAAUCAAUCGAGAAGGACACCCAAAAAGCAAGACCAGCUCUCGGCGACGUCUUUAUAAGACGCUUAAAAAAUUAGAAUGUUUGUCAAAAAACAAGGGAAUUUCCUGAUUUCCAUUUUCCAUUC
Anopheles arabiensis is the source of this 2584-nucleotide messenger RNA. RefSeq names its product zinc finger protein 567. The record is from RefSeq and is a predicted model, not a curated record. Bases 237 to 1502 code for a protein of 421 amino acids. The transcript is spliced from 2 exons. Lineage: Eukaryota; Metazoa; Arthropoda; Insecta; Diptera; Culicidae.